GAAGACAAAGACCUUAUUGACGACUCCAAAAAAUUCUUUAAAAGGUCUGACCUGGCACGCAAGGAACAAGAAGAUUACUUCAAAAGAUGUGGAUAUAAGGUUGAUUUCUCCCUCUUUCUCUUACUCUCACACAAACACAUAUAAAUCACUGCCUUUCCUCAGUUGAAUUGUAUCUCAUGUUUAGUGACACGCACUGAAUACUGUAGUUUAAACGUUUUGCUAGGAAACUAAAUAAGGUCAGGCGUUGAUGCCCAGGUGUACAUUGGUGUUUGUGUGUGCUGUUUUUCCCCAACAUACCUCUGCUGCCUGCAUCUGUAGGUUCAGAGAGAGUCUUCUGAGAUCCAGGUAUGGAAUUGCGCAGUGAAAGUAGCUGACAGGAUGCAUGAAAAAAGGACAAAACACACUGUGUCCCAGAGGCUUCUGCUUCCUUGGCACCCUUUCCGAAAGUUCACUUUCUAAAACCAGUGAGGAUAAAAGCAGAAAUAACAUGGUGGAGACAUCUAUAUUUUCCAAUGCAGGUUAGAAAUAACUCUAUAAAGGCAGGAGAUAAUGACAUGUUUCACAUCUCACUCAAUCAGUAAACCUCCUUUCAUUAUGGGCCUCCUGUGCUAAUGGAACAUUCAACCAAUUCUCUUCUGCAUAUUUUGAUGCAUUUAGUCCAAAUCAUUUUGUAAAGUAUUACAUUUUUCUUUUUACAAGUUGAAUUAGUUUCAUGGUCUAGCCUAUAACAGAAAUCCAUUUGAAAAUAUGAAUUAUUCAAAUUCACCUACACUAUAUGAAUUUGAGGAUGCACCUUGUGCUUCCAAUAUGCCACCAUUGUCAAUAUUUAUGCUUUUAACAAUUAUUUCUUUAUAUGCAGCAACCACUAUGACAUCUGACCUACAUGCCGGACCAGUUAUGUGUUACAACCUAAUUACAAACUCUGCAACAAUCACUUGUCAGAAAGCAAGGGAACAAGGAAAAGAAUCCAUAAAGUGGGACACAGACAUUGUGUGAAUUUCAGCAUGCUUGAUAAGAAAGAAGAAGAUGAGCCAUCAACCUCAUCGGUUCCAGUGUUAGAAAUAGAACUAACAGAAGAGAAGCUGCCAAUGACACUGUCACGGCAGGAAGCCGUUCGACGGCUCAGAGAACGAGGGGAACCCGUCCGACUGUUUGGAGAGUCCGAUUACGAUGCCUUCCAGAGACUCAGGAAGAUUGAGAUUUUGACCCCAGAAGUAAACAAGGGCUUGAGGAAUGACCUUAAAACAGCCAUGGACAAGAUUGACCUGCAGUACCUGAAUGAGGUUGUUGGAGGAGCAGAUCCGGGAGCAGUGGACACGCAGCAUGACCUGAAAGUGCAUGAAGAACACACCACUAUACAGGAUUUGGAGGUUCUCGGUAACACCCUGGGCAGAGGAGAUGAUCAUAGAGACCAGGAUCUUAUCGACAAGUUUUUGAGGUUUCUACUUGGUGUUUGGGCGAAAGAUCUGAACAGCCGAAAGGAUCACGUGAAGCGAAGUGUUCAGGGCAAGCUGGCCAGUGCAACUCACUCACAGACGGAGGCUUAUCUGAAACCUCUCUUCAGAAAGCUCAGGAAGAAGAUUUUACCAGCUGACAUCAAAGAGUCAAUUACGGACAUCAUUAAAUUCUUGUUGCAGAGAGAAUAUGUCAAGGCAAAUGAUUCCUACUUGCAGAUGGCCAUUGGUAAUGCUCCCUGGCCAAUCGGUGUGACCAUGGUGGGAAUCCACGCUCGUACUGGGCGAGAGAAGAUUUUCUCCAAACAUGUCGCCCACGUUCUCAACGAUGAAACGCAGAGAAAAUACAUCCAGGGACUGAAGAGGCUAAUGACGAUCUGCCAGAAACACUUCACGACUGUGCCAUCAAAGUGUGUGGAGUACAACGCUCUUUAACUUUUACCUUCAGUGUAACCUACACCGAGGCUGUCGGGUCAGUUGUAUCACAAUCCCAUCUGGUUCUGACCGUGUGGCUGAGCAGAAAUGUCCUAACAUCUUGUAUAUCAAGGGCUUUCAAGUACAUCUGCAUUUUUGUGGGAUUUGGGAAAAUACAUUAUUUAAACACAAUCUGAGUGAAUAAGACCUGUUGUAUACAAUCAGAGUUGUCUUCAAGCUAUUAGGUGAAAAUAUCUCUGAUUGAGGUGGAGGACACUCGACAACCCUCGAGUCUUAUUAGACUUGUCCUUGUGAAAACCGAUGCACCUGUCACGCCAAGAAUAGUCACCAUCAUUCGGUCCUUCUUGAGAACAUGUUCAUGGAUGCAGGAAAUGUUGAACAGUAAAUUGGUUUAGCUUGUGAAAGCCCAUCAUAACAGAACAUGUUUUUACUUUCACAAUGUUUGUUAGAAAAGCUCCAGUAGUGUACGUUUUAUUACACAUGGAAGAUUGCAGUUCUUCGCUCUAUUAACGUGCUGAAAUCAAUGCAGAUUCAGUUAUAUGUGCAUGUUGGAGGUUUCGAUAGAUAAUUACACCAAUACAUGUGUCCUUGUACUAUUCUUUAGUAAGAAAAUAAAGUGUUUAUUAGUUACAACAGUUGCCAGUAUAGUUGGAUAAGAUACAUUUAGUUUUUUAGCUGGACUUCUAAAUUGGACUAUUUUUAGCCACUAUAGUUUUUUUCGGGUCAUUUAAAAAUCUCUCAGCAGGAAAACAGUUUAUAAUAAAGUACCAUCUGUAAAUGUGCCAUGAAAUGCUUCAGUAAAGUUUUAGAUUGCC
Molecule: messenger RNA, 2704 nt
Organism: Pseudoliparis swirei
Lineage: Eukaryota; Metazoa; Chordata; Actinopteri; Perciformes; Liparidae
Gene: prpf18
Product: PRP18 pre-mRNA processing factor 18 homolog (yeast)
Exons: 10
Coding region: 1005-1889 (294 amino acids)
Biological process (GO): generation of catalytic spliceosome for second transesterification step; RNA splicing
Cellular component (GO): U4/U6 x U5 tri-snRNP complex; U2-type post-spliceosomal complex; U5 snRNP
Source: RefSeq, a predicted model, not a curated record